AUGACGUACUUCCGAAGGCCUUGGGAGCUGGCCCGGAGGUUGAGGCGGGAGUUUAGGCGGGGGGCAGGGCGUCCUGACCAUCCCGGGCGGCAGCCGGUAGAGUGGCGGUGUUUGCGGCCAGCGGCGUCAGUAGCUACUGCGGUGCCUUCGCUGUCUCCUCAGCGGCUCCAGCCCCAGCCGCCCUUCCAGCCCUACCUGUCGCCGCUGGCGCUGCCGCCCGACGCGCAGGCCGCCGCCAGCCGGGGAACCCAUGAGGGCGCGGGCCCUGCCGCCGCGUUCGCGGCGUCGCCAUCGUCCGAGAGAGUCCCGAGCCGGCGCGGGCAUGGCCGCGGCAUGAGUGCCGAGCCGGAGCCGGAGGACCAGGCGGCGUCGGAGCCUGCGGCGGGAGCCAUGCCAGAGAAGCGCCCGGGCGAGCAGACCGCCGGCGGCGUCUCGCUACAAGGCUUUGGCAGACCAAGUGUAUACCAUGCUGCUAUUGUCAUCUUCCUAGAAUUCUUUGCGUGGGGCUUGUUGACAACUCCAAUGUUAACUGUUCUACAUGAAACAUUUCCUCAACAUAAAUUCCUUAUGAAUGGUCUCAUUCAAGGUGUAAAGGGCCUGCUGUCUUUUCUGAGUGCCCCCCUCAUAGGCGCUCUGUCUGAUGUGUGGGGUAGGAAACCCUUUCUCCUCGGCACCGUGUUCUUCACCUGCUUCCCAAUUCCAUGGAUGAGGAUCAGCCCUUGGUGCAUGUCUUUGUUCCUGGCAAGAUUUGAAGAGUGCUUGGAAGAAGACUUGCUUGAAUUGAAACUUCUGGAGUGAAAGAGUGGGGUUGGAGUAGUCAUGGGACAGAAGUUACUUGUUAUUCAAGAAGAAUCAGUGUUGGGGGCGCCUGGGUGGCUCAGUGGGUUAAAGCCUCUG
This is a messenger RNA of Neogale vison (American mink), 897 nucleotides long. RefSeq lists its product as uncharacterized. The transcript is spliced from 6 exons. Gene Ontology annotation, biological process: transmembrane transport. Lineage: Eukaryota; Metazoa; Chordata; Mammalia; Carnivora; Mustelidae. Gene Ontology annotation, molecular function: transmembrane transporter activity. Bases 1 to 798 code for a protein of 265 amino acids. Gene Ontology annotation, cellular component: membrane. The record is from RefSeq and is a predicted model, not a curated record.